This is a messenger RNA of Oryzias latipes (Japanese medaka), 4769 nucleotides long. Its product is annotated as GTPase IMAP family member 8. Gene Ontology annotation, biological process: DNA integration. Gene Ontology annotation, molecular function: nucleic acid binding; GTP binding. The record is from RefSeq and is a predicted model, not a curated record. Lineage: Eukaryota; Metazoa; Chordata; Actinopteri; Beloniformes; Adrianichthyidae.
UCAGGUGAAUCCUGACUUUGUGAGACGCAGAGACGGACGACUUCUGGUGAGUGGAGAUUGACCAGGAGAGUUUCCCUGAUGGCUUUCCAAAGGCGUGACAGCGAGGAUAAUAUUGAUAAAUCACUAGAUCAAAGGGACAGUAAUGAUGACGAGCGACCUGACUUGUCAGAGCUGAGGGUGGUUCUAAUAGGGAACGACUGGUCCGACAGGUGUUUCGUUGAAGAAGUUCUACUGGGAGCUUCUCUAGCCAGGAAUAAGGGAGAGACAGACAGAUGUCUCUGCACAAAAAGACUGGUAGAUAACAAAAAUCUAGUCAUUGUAAACACUCCAGAUCUGCUGUCUGACAAGUUUACCAGUUUCCAACUUUUAAAACACAUGAAUGAUUGUCUGAGACUGUCUGCCCCUGGACCCAAUGUCUUCCUCCUGGUUCUGAAACCCCAAAACUUCACAGAAGAUCACAAACAGAAGCUUUGCCGGAUCCUUGAACACUUCAGCGCUGAAGCAUUUAAGCAUUCCCUGAUUGUAAUACGAUCAUCAAGAGAGGAUUUUUCAGAGAUGUGGGAGCGUUUUAUGACCCUUUCACAUUUAGCAGAUCUGAAAGAGAAAUGUAGAAGCACAUUUUUAGUUAACCAGACCACAGACACUCUGAAGCUGCUGGAGCAGUUGGAGCUUAUUGUGAGAGCCAACGGAAGGAAAAGUUUAAUCUGCAAAGCAUUUCUGGAUUCAGCUAUCACUCCUCCUCUAUAUGCAGAUGCUUCAUUCAGGAUUGUGCUGCUGGGAAAAGGUGAAGAAAAAAAGACACAGCUGGGAAACUUCAUAGUUGACCGAUGGGAUCGUUCAAGUAAAAGCUCAGUGGUCACCAGUGUUUUCAAGAGUGGAAAAUGGGGAGACAUUCCUUUAACUGUCGUUAAAACUCCAAAUUUCUUUCAUCAGUCAGACGAAAUGAUAAAAAAAGAGAUAAAGAAAAGUGUGGACUUUUGCAAACCUGGACCAAACGUUCUUCUGCUGCUAAUCAAACCCUCAAAGUUCACAGAAAAGAAGAGACAAGCCCUUUCUUCCAUUCUCAGUCUGUUCAGUGAAGACGCUUUCAAACACUCGAUGGUCGUCAUGACCCAUGAUGGGGCUGAAACCGCCUCAGCCAGAGAGCUGCUGAAAGCCUGUGAUGGACGCCAGUACAGCAUGUCUGAACAUAACCACCAAUCACUGAUGAAGAUGAUCGAGAAGAUUGUUUUACAAAACGAAGGAUCCUUCCUCACCUUUAAGGAAACUGCCGUGUACAAAGAGAAGAAACCAACUUUGAACCUGGUUCUGUGGGGGACGAGACAACCUGAAAAGACUUUAGUAGCCAAGACAAUUUUGGGCCCAAACUACACGUAUCCAGUCCCCUCAGGCGAUUGUGUGAGGAAUCUGAGGGAGCUGUGUGGUCUUUGUGUGUCUGUGGUGGAGCUGCCUCCUCUUCACAAAAAACCUCAUGAUGAAGUGAUGAAGAUGUCUAUCAAGAGUGUCUCCCUCAGUGACCCUGCGGGCGUUGAUGCCUUCAUCCUGGUCCUGCCGGUUGGUCCACUCCCUGAUGAAGACCAGGAAGAGCUGAAGACCAUCCAGAGCACAUUUGGUUCUCAAGUGAACGACUUUACCAUGAUUGUUUUCACUGUGGAGGUAGAUCCCACCACCCCUACUAUUGUUAAGUUCAUUAAAGAGAACAAAGACAUCCAGAAGCUCUGUCAGAGCUGUGGAGGAAGAUACAUCAUCCUCAACAUCAGGAACAAGCAGCAGAUCUCAGAGCUGCUGGAAGCAGCUGAAAUAAUGAAGCAUUUUCAGGAAUCACAAAUGUCUUAUACCACAAAGACAUAUGCAUGCGUGCAGAAAGAGAAAGUGAAAAUAAAAGAUGAACACAGUUAUGAGCUGGUGGAUGAACUUGAAGACACGUCACUCGAUGUCUCAACCGACCUCCGCAUUGUUCUGAUUGGGAAGACUGGCAGUGGGAAGAGCUCCUCUGGAAACACCAUUUUAGGAAGGGAUGAAUUCAUGGCUAAAUCUGAUCAAAAGUCUGUCACUAAAAAAUGCCAGAAAGCACAAACAAAAAUUGGCGCCCGUCAAGUCACCGUGGUCGACACUCCUGGACUAUUUGACACGACACUCAGUAACGAGCAAGUAAGCGAGGAGCUGAAAAGAUGCAUCAGUCUGCUGGCUCCGGGGCCACAUGUCUUCCUGCUAGUGCUGGGAAUUGGACGAUUUACAGAAGAAGAGAGGGAGACGCUGAAACUCAUCAAAAAAGUCUUUGGAAAAAACUCACAAAAAUUCACCAUCAUUCUUUUAACAAGAGGGGAUGAGCUGCAGUACCAUUCAAUGACCCCAGAGGAAUACCUGGAAGGAGGAGAUGAGUUCUUUAAGAGUAUUGUGCAGGAGUGUGGUGGAAGAUACCAAGUGUUUAACAACUACAACAAACAAACCAGACCCCAGCAGGCCAGAGAGCUGAUCGAAAAGAUUGAUGAAAUGUUGAAAGACAACGGUGGGACGUGUUUCACCAAUGAAAUGCUGAGAGAGGCUGAGGAAGCAAUUCAGAAAGAAAUGAAGAAAAUCAUGAGAAGCAAACAUGAAGAGAUCCAGAAAACUGAAAACGAGAUUAAAAUACAACUUCAAGAAGAACUGGAAUGGGUGCAAAUGAAAGUAGAAGAAGGAAAAGCUGAUUUAAAAGAAAAGAAAAGGGUCAAAGAUGCAGAGCUGGAGUACAUUUAUGAAAAUCUCAACUACAAGAAGACCAAAAGAAAGAAAGACUUUGAUAGAAGGGAAGAAGAAGAUAGACGGAAGAAGGCAGAGGAAGAGCAGGAAGAGAAGGAUUUUUAUACAAAACUCAAACGUUUAGAGGAAAAAUUAAAAAUGUCAUCAGAUGAAGAGGAGAAAAGAGAAACACAGGAGAUUUAUGAGAGUCUUAUUGAGAAGGAAGAAAACAGAAAGAAGGAAAUGAGAGAAUACUGGGAAAAACACCAGGAAGAGAUAAAACAGAAAGAACAACAAGCUGAGAGAAAAAUCAAAACGCUUGAAAAAGAAUAUGAAGAGAAAAAAAUGAACUGCGAAGAAGAAGAAAAAAAGGAACUAGCAGAAUUAGAAAAACUGGAAAAAGAACCAAUGGAAAAAUAUGGGAAGCUUAUGGCAGAAAUGUUGCAGCAUCAUGAAGAAAAGGCCAGAUUACAGGCUGAAGAACACAACGAAUUCAGAGAAAAAUAUGAAACCAACUUUGCCGGCCUCAUGGAGGAGCACAGAGAGGAACUUCAGAAACUGGAGCAAAUGCACGCUAGAGAGGUAGAGGAGGCAAAAAAACAGUAUAGACUGCGGGACGAGCUCUCCAGUUUCAACGAGAAACAAUUCAAAGAGGAACUUCUUCAAAAACAAAAGGAACAAGAGAAAAUGAAGAAGGAACUAGAAGAACAACUUGAAAAAGACCUGCGAAAACUGAAAGAAAAAUAUGAAAAUAGGUGUGUAAUUCAAUGAAAAGAACUCAAACACAUCCAGAAGGCAAAGACUCAACAUUCUCUGUCUGAAAGACAUCAAAGCAAACUCUAACUUUAUUGAGGUUUGAUUGACUAUUUUUAAUCCUAGAACUUUUGGAUGACACUUGUCUUAAAAUGUUGUGUUUUUUCGGAAAUCUCCCUCAAAAGUAAAGUACAUUUUGGGUUCUAGUUACAGAGUAUCAGCUGUUUUCUGGGGGAAUUUCAAUCUAUCUUCUCAAAGCAGAUGCUAGAAAUAAUGUGAAAAGAUGAGAGGAGCUUCUGGACAACAAGUUUUGGUAUAAUUGUGGUCACAAGUUUCAUUAGUUUUGACCAAACUUCUACAUGUUGCUGGUAAAAUAAAACAAAAAGGUGGUUAUUUUUGAAGAAAGAAAAUACACAAACAAUUCUUUUUAAAGUUUUAAAAAUGUUAUUUGCUGCUGUUUUUGUGACUUUUAUUACAUGUGUGAUGUUUCUGACCUGAAAAUUAGUCAGCCAGAAAUUCCAAUAAUUCAUGUAUUUUAAUAUUUAUUGGAUUUGAUGUACUGUAUUAAAGUAAUGUGAGUUAAACUGGGUAAGGUACAAAUGUUUGUUUUUGUAAAAAGAAAAACCUUUGCUUCAUGUGAUUAUAACCAGAAAUUUAGAUGAUUUAGAAAACUACAAACAAAAAGAUGGUAGAAAAGUCCAACUAAUCUUUUAAAAAAAAGGAUUUCUUACAAAAAUUAUCAGAUAUCUUUUUUUUUAGGAAUAAAACAAUUAAUGUUUUACCCUGUUUUAAACUCAUGUUGCACACUGAACUGUUUAUUCACAUUAAAACAUUUUAAUAAAAAGUGCUACAAUUCUGAAGUCUUGUAGAAAUUCCAUUUCUGACUUAUGAUGCAUGAGCGCCAUCUUGUCUGCAACCAGGUUCCCCUCAACUUGGUAGCUUUCUCCCCGGUUAAUCUGUGACCUCAUUUCAAGAUGCCAUCCAUUUCAUGGUCAGAAGAGAUGUGGGGAAAAAGUGCAGAGGGAUCUUACUGAUCUGGUUCUGAGCUGAUCAGAGAACUGAACAUUUAUUGCUGCUGAGGUUUGGUACUUCGCUCAGAGUGGGCAUGUUAGUUGUUGAUGACACAGAACACUCAAAGGGGAUCCUUGAUUUGGACUACAAUGUACAUUUUCACCAAAAACAUCAACAAAGAGACUUCAGAUGUUACCUUAGUCAGCUGCUGUGUUGGUCCUACAAUACAACAAUGAGACAGACUUGUAUGUGAAUCCUGAAAUGCCAAUUAAAAACAUGAAAUUCUG